This is a messenger RNA of Necator americanus (New World hookworm), 1047 nucleotides long. RefSeq lists its product as uncharacterized. The record is from RefSeq and is a predicted model, not a curated record. The transcript has 11 exons. The coding region runs from base 1 to 1047 and encodes 348 amino acids. NCBI's taxonomy places the organism in Eukaryota, Metazoa, Nematoda, Chromadorea, Rhabditida, Ancylostomatidae.
AUGAGGAUCCACGUCCAAAUUUCCUCAUCGCGCUUCUACCGAAACGACACCACAACGCAGAAAAAAGAGUUAGGUAUCGACAUUCAAGCACCAAGACAGAUUAACGGAAGCGGCUGUUUAGGAUGGGUUCACUGUCAUCUUCACGGCGAACAGGCUUGGUGGUUUUUGCUACGAGCAGUUGAAACAAUGUCUUGUGAAAGCGGUAAUUGUCUCGUCCUUAGAGCACGCUACAAGACUCUCCGCCCAGCCACUCCUUUCCAAGGGGACGAGAUAGUCUUGGCACGUCAUGCUGAAACGAUAGCGGAGGUUUUCCCUGAUUGGGUUGAACGAUGUAGACUUGAUCCUUCAUUAUAUCAGCCGUUUGAUUUGAACGUACCUGUACGAGUCCCCCGCCGCAUGAACAUGGUACAGGCGUACCAGAGCGACCCACCUGUCAGUGAGGUGGGACGGAUUAUGGCGCAACUAUUUGCUCGCGAGCUGGUCACUCGUAAUGCUAUUCCUAAAGCGAUCUUCUGUGCACCAUCGUUAGCCUGCCUACAAACGGCUGUCGACAUCCAAAACUUUGUUGGAAAGGAUUGCGGACGCAUUUGCGUUGAUGCUGCACUUGCUACGGAGCGUAAUGGUGCUGCUCAUUGGCUCAAUGACAAGGAGAUUGCCCAACUGAAAUGCAACGUAGAUGACGGAUACACUCCUGAGCAGAGUGAUGGUAAUGACAAAAGUCUCAAGAACAUUGUUGAAGGUAUGAAGAAGCUUGCGCCAAAGCUAAAAAAGAACGGCAUAGUGCUCGUCAUAACAGACGCCUUCGCUGUCAAAAUACUCUCGGAACUUUUAGCUGGUAACGACAUCGCAAAGCGCACGGAAUGCAAGGAUUGCCGCACAAGUGCUGCUAAGACAUUUCCUCCUAUGUCAUCGGCAGUUGUUAGUUCGCAAGCCUCCCGUAAUGGUGGUCAACCACAGGUGUCUCGUAUCUUUGUACGCCCUCUGACCACAAUUGGUGAAUGCUCACGACCAAACCAUGAUGUUGUCUGCAAAAGCAAGGGAUACUAG